AAAUGAGCCACCAAAACUCCCAUUACCAUACCCUCAAGUCAAGCCAAUAUCAUGUCAUCAUACAUUCCACAUACUGUUUCCACUGUGGUCAUGGAGGUUGCUGCAGAAUCACCCCAAGAAACAGAUCUGUUAAGCUGCAGUUUACAAGAAGCAGAGGAACAAAUGGAGCUGAUAAACAGAGAAUAUCCAGAGGUUCUUAUGAAACUAGAAAAGCAAAAGCUUGAAUUAGCCUCGAGAACAUGGUCCCUCUCCAAUCUGGAACGUCACAUUGAAUCAAUGAGAUGCACUGCUGCCUGCAGAAAGGAAAGACUGGACCCUCUCCAUCUUGCGAUGGACAAGCUGAGCUUCGCAAACAAUGCAUACCGAGACAAUGCCAUCAAGCAUUCAUUCUUAGAAGAGCAAGAAAUCGAUUACCGGAGAUUGAACUUCAAAAUGAAGCAUGGAAGGAAAAGCCUUCAGAUAGAGAGACGACUCCUGAGGGAAAUCAAAACAAAAGAGGGAAAGGACCGCAACACUACUAAUUCGUGGUCGCCACUUGAAGAUAUUGAGUCGAAAGUAAAUCAGAGGAGCACAGUACAUGCUGAUCAGAUCCAGUACAGAUAUGGCUACGGGCAAAGACGGGGCUGGAGAUCAAGAGCUUCGCCGGCAGCUGAAACAGCUGGAAAUGGAGAGGGAGAAAGUUGUUGCUAACUGUGUUGUGGGGGGAAAGAUAUGGAGUUCUUUGGGUUCGAGAAAAACCAUCAAAGAAUAUAUUGAGGCAGAGCAUAAGGAGGCAGAGGACUCAAAGGAAGAUCGUCGGAGGUUGCAGGUUGAGAUUAAGAGUGUUGGGGAAAGUUUGAAACGUCUGGAGGAAGGGCAUAGCUCAGUGCAGAGUCAGCUGAAUGAUCUGCGUACAAGAAAGCAACAAGUACGGGAGCAAAUUCUUGAUCUGAAGAAACAGCUCGCCAGGCGUCCGACCAAAAAGAAAAGGAAAGAAAGAAGAAAGAAAAUCCAACAAGACGGAUGAAGUGUAAUAGUUACUUUGUUGUAACAAGUUUAUGAAAUUUCUGGAGUACACCCAACCAGUGGCGUAGCCAGGAUUUCGUUUAAAGUGGGUUCACCUCGAAAAAAAUAAAUAUGAUAAAAUAGUUUUUUUAAUAUAAUCUUACGUUGAAAUUUUUUGAUAAACUAAAAUGUAUUAACAGUCGAAAAUAUCAAGAAUAUCACUCUGCAUAUAUACCAAAC
Molecule: messenger RNA, 1224 nt
Organism: Linum tenue
Lineage: Eukaryota; Viridiplantae; Streptophyta; Magnoliopsida; Malpighiales; Linaceae
Source: the annotation of a GenBank genome assembly